Messenger RNA from Adineta ricciae, 1374 nucleotides. The record is from the annotation of a GenBank genome assembly. Lineage: Eukaryota; Metazoa; Rotifera; Eurotatoria; Adinetida; Adinetidae.
AUGAUUGUGAACAAUUAUGAUGAGGAAACCAGUCUUGGUAACAGAGACAAUCAACGAUUUAAUCAAAUACGAACAAAUUGGUUUCACAAAACGCGACAACCGGCUUUACCAGAUUUGUAUGAACAAGCAAUAACGACGACAACAACAACGACUACAAUUAAUAAGGAAGCGAAUGUGACAACGGACGAAACGACAGUUUUGGACAAAAGUCCAUUGAGACGCGUCAAUCUUAUUAGUGGACCACAGUCAGCGUAUGCUCGACUUUUUCCGGAUAAAUAUCGACAGGAACAAGAAGAUUUUGUGCGAAGACAACGUUCAAAAUCUACCGAUGAUCGUCGAUAUAAUUUCGAUCGAAGUUUCAAUCAACGCAUAGCUAGUGAUGACGAUUGUGAUGAUUUGAUACGUAAAUCUCGACACAUGUCAUUCUGCGAACAACAAAACGAACCUUUAUUAUCCUCGGAACAAGCCGAUUUAGGUGCUCGAACACAAUCAUUCCCAUGUCUAAAUGAUAAAUCAUUAGAAGUACCGUUCAACUAUGAUCCUAAUCCAGAAAUUGUCUACAAAGAGAAUCCCGACGAGAUUGUGUAUGUUCAAAAAGUUGGAGUACGAUAUCUCGAACCACCUACGCCACCGCCACCUGAACCAAUCAUUAUCCGAGAAAUACAAUCAUCACCAGCGCAAGAACUACCUCCACUCGUUCUCUCUACGACGCCACCAGUUAUACCUCGAACUCCAUCUCCUAUAAUUGUUCGUGAAGAACCUCCAACGCCGCCUCAAAUUCAACCACCAAAAAUCAUCACCAAAACACUUCCACCACAACCGGCACCACCGCGUCGCGUGAUUAUCAAGCGUAUACCUCCAUUUCCAGCCAAGCCUCGUCCUCUAAUCAUCGAGAAAUGGUUGCCGUACAAGCCAGUACCCGAACGUCCGGUUAUAUACGAACGUGCCGAGCAAGUGGAACAAAUACAAGCUCCACAGCGUAAUGUCAUCCUUCAAUAUGAUCCUCCACGUGUUCGUAUUGAACAGGACGUUCAAAAUGUUGGUUGCUUUCGUGUUGAUCCAGAAAUUUAUCGUGCUCAAUUCGGUUCAACCUUACGACGAUCAACUAGUAUUCGAAAAGUUCUCGAAGACAUUGGCUGUGAUCCUGAUGUCGUCGCAACUCGAUCUUAUCAACCAUGCGAGCCAAUCACUCACACGACAAAUAAUCUUAUGAUCAACAGUGGUGUACCUCACCAACACCGAACAUGUUUUACUGAAGAGCAAUUAUCGGAGUUGAUGGAUCCCGAAGCAAAUAUACGUCGACAGUAUGAACUGCCAACAGCAACGACGAAUAACAACGAAAUCUUUUACACAACAGUCUUAUCAAAUAGUUAA